ACCAUCAAUUGAUGCAGCAACUCUGCUGCAUAUUUUUCUUGUAUUAGGUAAUAUAUGUACUGAAACUUUAACAACUCCCAAAAUUAGCAUGACAUCAAGGUGUUAAUGUGAAUUAAUAAUAAUGAACCAUAACAACUCCCAAAAUUAAUAUGACAUCAGAGUAUUAAUGUGCUUUUAUAGUUUUGUAUAUAGCCCACAACCCCAUCCCCACCAUAUACACACUCAUAAAAACAGAAAGCUUCCUUUAAACAAGAAACAAUACACACUAUUCGAUAACAGCAAAUGCCCUCAAAUGAAAUUUAAUUUAACACCCGUCAAAUGAAAUAUAAACAAAAUCACUUUUAUUGGUUUUUACUAUUUAUGUGUUUUUAAUCUUGAAUAAUAAAACAUUUUAGAUAUAAAUAAAAUGAGCAUUAUAAGUUACCAUAACAGUUACUUAGAAUCUGAUGAUAUUCAUUUGCUUAGCAACAAAGAAUGGCUUAAUGACAGAAUUAUAAGCUUUAUGUUUGAGUAUUUUGAACAUGAAAUGUUUAAUGAUUUAUCACAAGAAAUUGGUUUUGUAUCUCCUGAAGUUUCACAGUUUGUCAAACUUGUCAAAACAAGUGAAGAGGUUGCCAUCUUUCUUGAGCCAUUGGAGCUGAGUAAGAAGAAAUUGAUUUUCUUUGUAGUCAAUAACAAUGAGUCACCUUUAGCAUCUGGUGGAACACACUGGAGCCUUCUCGUAAUCUGGAAUGGAAUUUUUUAUCACUACGACAGCGCUCAUACAUUUAAUUUAAGAAAUGCUGAAAUUCUUGCGCAUAAAAUUUUUUCAUCAAUAGAAAGUAGCGCUUCUUUUCAAUUUGUUAAUGUAGAUUGUCCACAACAGUCGAAUAGUUACGAUUGUGGUAUUUAUGUAAUAGUAUAUUGUGAAAACCUGUGCCAAUCUUACAGACGAAACAAAUCUUUAGCUCUUACUGCGGAUUUUGAUGCCAUUUCUCAACGAAAGAAAAUUUUAUUAAUAGUAAAUUCUCUUAAAUAAAUUGUAAAUAAAUCAUUUUUUCAA
Messenger RNA from Hydra vulgaris (swiftwater hydra), 1042 nucleotides. Its product is annotated as sentrin-specific protease 8. The record is from RefSeq and is a predicted model, not a curated record. Lineage: Eukaryota; Metazoa; Cnidaria; Hydrozoa; Anthoathecata; Hydridae. Gene Ontology annotation, biological process: proteolysis; protein deneddylation. Gene Ontology annotation, molecular function: deNEDDylase activity; cysteine-type peptidase activity.